Rosa chinensis is the source of this 1599-nucleotide messenger RNA. RefSeq names its product cucumber peeling cupredoxin. Gene Ontology annotation, cellular component: plasma membrane. Lineage: Eukaryota; Viridiplantae; Streptophyta; Magnoliopsida; Rosales; Rosaceae. The record is from RefSeq and is a predicted model, not a curated record. Bases 838 to 1467 code for a protein of 209 amino acids. Gene Ontology annotation, molecular function: electron transfer activity. The transcript is spliced from 2 exons.
UUUUUUGGGUCUAGUCCACCAGAUGGCAUGGAGAAGUUCUAUUGUUUAUUCAUAGCUCUAUGAAAAAACAGUAUUUCCUCCCCAAGACAGAGAAGAUGAUAUAGAUUUUAAAUUCUUCUUUUUAUAUUUUAAAUCAAACAUGUUGCCUCAAAUAAUUAUUUCACCAAGAACUAAUAAGGGAAAGAUAUGUAUGUAUAAUUGCCAAAGAACAAGUCAUACAAGUGGACAACAAGAAACUUCUCAUGUAUCCCAUUUUAUUAUGCUUUACCAGGAGUAGGUUCAUUCAUUUGUUUAUACUACAGUAUGCUUAAUUUGUUGGCAAUCAUACAUGAUUUUAUUGAUUUGGUCUGAUAGAAUCAAUGAACAAAUUUCACUCAUCCAUUCAAAGUUACUGCCAAUUCCAUCCCAUGACCUAUCACAAAGGUGAAGGGUUAAAAUGUUAAAGAGCAUAUUAGUGUGAAUAGUAAACAGUAAAAUCAGUAAGUAAUUAGACUUAAACAUUACCUUUAUCUCUAUGAAUGCAGAUGAAGACUGCCUCUUCAGAUGUCAAGCUGCCAAGUCUGACCGGAUCCAAUCUCUCUGCAUUAGUUGUGUAUUAUGUAUUAUGAUUAAUAAUGUUGCAGUACUAUUAGACUAAUUAAUUUUCCAGAUAUUUAAUUUUGGUAGCACGUGCUGAUGUUCUUGUACAAGUACAGCUGCUCAACCCCUAACCAAACCAAAGGUGCAAUAUGUACCUCACUCUAUAUAUAGCUCAUUCACAAAGAAACCCAGAACACCACAAUACCAAAUAGCUGAAGCUAGAGGCAACCUGUGAACACUCCAAGUUACAUUGAGAUCAUGGGGCCUAAGAAACUUAGUGCGACUACAUCUGUGGUUGCAAUUGUUAUAGCUUUAGCAGCUGUGCUACAAACCGCAGAAGCUGAAACGCACAAAGUGAGUUGGAAUAAUACAGUUGGUGCCAACUACUAUACUUCUUGGGCUGCCAAUCAGACCUUCAAAGUUGGCGACCUUCUAGUGUUCAAUUUCACUACUGGACGACACGACGUAGCUGAAGUUGCAAAGGAUGCUUACGAAAAGUGCAACGUCACUGACCUCAUCAGCAACCCUAAGUACGACGGACCAGCCAACUACACCCUCAAUGCCACCGGCGAUCACUACUUUAUCUGCCUCUUCCCUGGACACUGUGACCAAGGACAGAAGUUAGCAAUCACCGUAACAACUAGCCAUUCCGGCUCUGCGCCUUCGCCUGCUCCUGCCUCAAGUAGUACUGGUACUCCUCCUUCCAAGUCCGAAUCUCCUCCUCCUUCUGGAGCUAAAUCUCCUCCUAGUUCAACAUCGCCACCACCAAGCACGUCAAGCACUACAGCACCACCACCACCAAAGGGCUCGACAGGCAGCUCUUCUCAUGUUGUUACCAUUUCUACUGUUUUCAUGUCCAUUGCCGUAGCUCUUUUCUGCCUCUUCUAGUCUGUAUAUUAACUUGAUAUAUUAAUUGUUCCCCCUUGUAUGCAUUUCUUUGGUUCAGCACAUGAAUUAUUUUGGAACGAGAGUUUGAUCAAUAGUAAUGAUGCCUUGAUGGAUGCAUUUGGUGAUGCUCAA